AUGGGCUACAGAGCCCAACACUACGAGGGCACGAGCCCGGUGCUGACCGUGGCCGAUCCGAACCUCGUCAAACGUAUCCUGGUCACCGACUAUCAGGCCUUUCCAGAUAAGCCCCGAUUCGAGUUCGGCCACGUGCUCGACACGGGUCUGUCGAACGCGAGCGGCAACGCGUGGCGCCGCCAACGG
This is a messenger RNA of Oppiella nova, 186 nucleotides long. The record is from the annotation of a GenBank genome assembly. Lineage: Eukaryota; Metazoa; Arthropoda; Arachnida; Sarcoptiformes; Oppiidae.